CCAAAGUGAAGCAACUGACGCUCACAUGGCUGGUCAUGACGAAUCAUUGUCAUUGCUUUGGGAGAGAGUUACUGCGGAGGUAGAUGAUCUUGUUGCUAAAAGGCAACGAGGUAUCAGUUCCGUGGAGGACUUCGCAGUGGACCGGGUAUGCGCGGGUUUAGAAAAAUUGAGGCAGCAAGCAAACUAUGGAAAUCUUGACUCGGAUCAGGGCCCUAUCACAUUGAGAUCUGUAAUCGCCAUGGAAGAGCAUCGAUGCCGUGUGCUACAGGAGAUGAUUGACGAGGCAAGAACUUCGCUGGAAAGAGCGGAAGAAUCCCGCGAAGAGCUGCAGAAAGAACUCGGUCAGGUGACGCAAAAUACGCCCAGCCUCACAAGCGGAAGGUCAGCAGUACAACGCCACCUGCAAGAAAUACAAGCUGAAAUCGCUCAAACGCAAGACGAGGUCCGGCAGCUGGAGGGGGACACUGCGGCCCUUGCUGCCGAGCGCCAGCGUGUGGAGCACCUCAUUAACGAGGCCAACCAGCGGAAGGCCAUAGGUGAUGCUGGAGGAUCUGGAGGAUCUGGAGGUGUGGCCGGAGCUCGUGGUUCCAAUGGAACUGGAAAAGAGGAGCCGGCUUCUGCAAUCAGCGGAGGCAACUCAGCCUCGGCUACAGCUGCAUUCUUGAACUCCAGCCUUGGCCAAGGUCUUGGUCCCGGCAAACUGGAUCUCAGCAAUGGCUCUGUCCACAGUGCUGGCAUGCAUUUUUUGGCAUCUCACCGCUCUGUCGAUGAGACCCAAACUACUGCAGAGGUUGGAAGCGUGGCAUCAUGCUCAACGCAAGGCUAUGCAGCCAACUGCAAUGUAUUUGAUACGAUCCAGGAGCGCCUUGCUCUUCUGAGGGAGAAGUGCGUAGACCCAGGUGCCGGACCUUCGAGGGCUCCGGUUUCGCCAGAUGGUUUGGACAUCAGCACUGGCCGGCCACAGGCCAAAGUCCUGACAGAAGCGCAGACUGCCAUUCACUCAGGGGGAGUUGGCAUGGGAAACAGCCUUGAGGUAGACAGAGCGAGGAAACGGCGCAUCCAAUAUCAUCUAAUGAUCUUUUGUGAUGUUUCGACAUUGAGCUCUUGUAUGAAAGGUAUUGCAGAAAAUGGAAAUUAUUGGACAUUUGCGACAUGCACUGAAUUGAAAAGAAAUGUUAAGUUUCUACGCACACACAUGCAUUUAGAUAUAUACAGUAUGUAUAUAUAAAUAUAUAUAU
Molecule: messenger RNA, 1238 nt
Organism: Cladocopium goreaui
Lineage: Eukaryota; Dinophyceae; Suessiales; Symbiodiniaceae
Source: the annotation of a GenBank genome assembly